Molecule: messenger RNA, 1677 nt
Organism: Malassezia restricta
Lineage: Eukaryota; Fungi; Basidiomycota; Malasseziomycetes; Malasseziales; Malasseziaceae
Product: T-complex protein 1 subunit alpha
Exons: 1
Coding region: 1-1677 (558 amino acids)
Biological process (GO): protein folding
Cellular component (GO): chaperonin-containing T-complex
Molecular function (GO): ATP hydrolysis activity; ATP binding; ATP-dependent protein folding chaperone
Source: RefSeq, a predicted model, not a curated record
AUGGCGCAAAUCUUCCAAAAAGAUCCGCGCAACGCGGGUCUUUUCAUCGGCGGACAGCGCCUCUCUGGCUCCGAUAUUCGUGAUCAGAAUGUGCUGGCCGUUCAGUCAAUUGCGAAUGUUGUCAAGUCGUCGCUGGGUCCCGUGGGCCUGGACAAGAUGUUGGUGGACGAUAUUGGUGACGUGUUGAUAUCGAACGACGGCGCAACUAUUCUGCAGCUACUAGAAGUGGAUCAUCCUGCUGGUCGAAUUCUUGUUGAACUUGCGCAGCAGCAGGACAAGGAGGUGGGCGACGGCACGACGUCGGUCGUGAUCCUCGCCGCUGAAUUGCUUCGUCGCGCGAAUGAACUCGUGAAAAACAAGAUUCACCCAACGACUAUUAUUACUGGAUACCGCCUUGCUUGUCGUGAGGCCAUCAAGUACAUUCAGGAUGUACUGGCUGUCAAGAUCGAUGCGCGCGCGCAGGAGUGCCUGAUCAACGUUGCCAAAACGAGUAUGGCGAGCAAGAUCAUUGGCGCAGAUGAUGACUUUUUUGCACAGAUGGCAGUAGAUGCUAUGUUGUCAGUCAAGACGGUAAACGGUCGCGGCGAGACCAAGUACCCUGUCAAGGCCGUGAAUGUGCUCAAGGCACAUGGCAAGUCCGCGCGCGAGUCGAUGUUUGUGAAUGGCUAUGCGCUCAAUUGCACAGUGGCAUCGCAGGCGAUGAAAACGCGCAUCACAGGUGCUAAAAUUGCAUGCAUUGAUGUCAACCUUGUGAAGCAGCGGAUGCAUAUGGGCGUGCACAUCACGAUUGAUGACCCUGAUCAGCUUGAAAGCAUUCGGGCGCGUGAGAGCGAAAUGGUGCUGGAGCGGGUGCGCAAGAUUCUCGCGACGGGUGCGAAUGUCAUCCUGACGACCAAGGGCAUCGAUGAUCUGUGCCUGAAAGAGUUUGUGCAGGCUGGUGCGAUGGCUGUGCGUCGCUGCAAGAAGGAAGACUUGCGCCGCAUCGCCAAGGCGACGGGGGGUCAGUUUGUGAGCAGUCUUGCGAACCUUGAUGGCGAAGAAUCCUUCGAUGCGAGUGCUCUUGGACAUGCCGACGAGGUGUCGCAGGAGCGCGUCGGCGACAAUGAGCUCAUUCUUGUGCGGGGCUCCAAAGUGCACAGUUCAAGUUCGAUUGUAUUGCGUGGUGCAAACGAGUACAUGCUCGACGAGAUGGAGCGUGCUUUGCACGACAGUUUGUCCGUCGUGAAGCGCACGCUGGAGAGUGGCUCCGUCGUGCCGGGCGGCGGCGCCGUAGAGACGGCCCUCGACAUCUAUCUCGAAAAUUUUGCGACGACACUCGGGUCGCGUGAACAGCUGGCCAUUGCUGAGUUUGCGCAGGCACUACUUGUCAUUCCCAAGACGUUGGCUGUGAAUGCGGCUAAGGACAGCACGGACCUCGUUGCGACGCUGCGCGCGUACCAUACGGCUGCGCAAAAUGCCGGUGCAACGGACCCAAAAAAGACGCUGCGUUUCUUUGGUCUGGACCUUCUCAAUGGCACGGUGCGCGACAAUUUGCGCGCGGGUGUGUUUGAGCCGACCAUGAGCAAGUUGCGUAGCCUCAAGAGUGCCGUCGAGGCAGCUACGAGUUUGUUGCGUAUCGAUGAUGCCAUCACCAUCCCACCUGAGCCGCCGAGAGAAGAUCCUCAUGAUCAUAUGUAG